Molecule: messenger RNA, 306 nt
Organism: Ostreobium quekettii
Lineage: Eukaryota; Viridiplantae; Chlorophyta; Ulvophyceae; Bryopsidales; Ostreobiaceae
Source: the annotation of a GenBank genome assembly
AUGCGGUUGAGAGGUGGGAACCGUCGCCGGAGGAAUGAGAUCAUGGCGAGAGCGGUGCCCGUUGGCGACUCCAUAGCAUUUAGCUGGAAUAUCGGCUGUGCAGAGAGGAUCGCGAGAUCAUUAGGAAUCUUCUCAUCGAUAGAAGUGGAUAUUCUUCACUGGAGAUUGGUCAUGUUUCCAACAGGACAACCUUGCGGCUUCUGCCUUGCACGCUUGGACAGUUCACGCAAAGCUGGUGGAUUCCUUGUCUUCUUGACGUUUGAUGACUUUGGGUUGUGCUCCUGGCAUCACGGCAGAAAGUUUUGA